Molecule: messenger RNA, 240 nt
Organism: Prunus armeniaca (apricot)
Lineage: Eukaryota; Viridiplantae; Streptophyta; Magnoliopsida; Rosales; Rosaceae
Source: the annotation of a GenBank genome assembly
AUGUCUUACCUACAACAAUUCAAUAUUGUGAUACAGUACCAGAAGGGAGCAACUAAUAAGUUAGCAUAUAUGUUAUCUAGAUCACCUACACCAGUUAGUUCCGCAUUGCUGGUGGCUGUACAAAUCCAACCCAUUGUUCCUUCUGAAUAUGCCAAAAGGUACAACACAGAUGUUGAUUUCAACCCAACCUAUACCAAGCUGCAACAAGGAAAGACUAGUGCGUUCCAAUUGAAGGAUUGA